Molecule: messenger RNA, 456 nt
Organism: Closterium sp. Yama58-4
Lineage: Eukaryota; Viridiplantae; Streptophyta; Zygnematophyceae; Desmidiales; Closteriaceae
Source: the annotation of a GenBank genome assembly
AUGCGGGUGGAGAGAAGCUACUUCCGGCGCAACGUGGCGGUGAACUCACUGCCUCCCGGGGCACAGGCCAGCACGUACCUCACUCAAGGCGGUGCCAUCGCUGCGAAUAUGUUCAUGGACGCUACAGUGCCUUAUGACAUCAUCGACUGCACGUUCGUCGAGAACCAGGGCGGGCAAGGCGGGGCUCUGUAUGUGGACACGGGGCAUCUGCAAGUGCUCAACUGCGUCUUCCUGCGCAACGGAGACCACUCCGAAUGCUCCCUGGGUGGCGCUAUGACAUCUCGUGCGAGAACGGUCAUAGACAACUGCACUUUUGUGGACAAUAAAGCACAAGACCAGGGCGGAGCGCUGCACUUCCUGCCGUACGACACCCUCAAUGUCUCUCGCUCGCGCUUCCAAGGAAACUCUGUGCUGAAGCAGAAUGGCGGGGCUAUUCACGUGCUCGGGGUGAGUUGA